GUUAAAAAGUCUUUAAUCUUGACAAUGAUAUUUUAGAAAUUUUUAAAAAUUCAUAUUAUAUCGAGUUUAUUCAUAAUAUUAUUUUUAUCUGUUAUAAAUGAAUUUUAUAGUAUCCGACUUUGUACCAACAAAGGGUUAAAAUGUACAUUUGAAGAUAGCCCAGGAAGUUAAGAGAGAGUGUCAUUGAAUUAAGGGGUAAAAUUGUAUAUUCGGAAGAUAGCCCCAAAAAAAAAUCUCCAGCAUGAAUUAUUGGUUAUUUAAAUAUUAAGGGUCUAUUUAGUUGUGGAAAACUUAAAUUGUUCUCUAGAGAAGUCUUUUAAGAAAAUAGGAAAGUAAAAUUUUCUUAUUUUUCUUUUGAGAAAAGAUCAUUUCCAUUCGAAAAGAAUACCAAUGCUAAUGCUAAGGGUGUCUUGUUAAAAAAACCUUCCAAAACAAAAAAGAAAAAUCUUGGAAGGAGAAAGAGUGCAGACCAAAACAAGGUUAGAAAGAGCAUACAAGAACUAAGGCAAAUUUGCCAAAGCAAGGUAAGGAAUCCACAUGGGGGAUUCAUUCUCAAGCCAAAUCCUCUCACCAUCCAGUCUCAUACCAAGCCUAGCUAAAGAAUCAGCAACAAAAUUACAAUGUCUUUUAACACCACUGGAAUUGCAAAAACGAAAUAAACUUGCUAAUGACAAAAUAUCAGCUACAAGAACACCACACUCCGAGAGCACAAGAGCCACAACACCCGUAGCAUCAGAUUCCACAAUUAAAUCCAUAAAAUCGCAAUCCAAUGCUAUACAUAAGCCUUCCCGCAUUCCUAAUAAUUCUGUUGUUAUCACCGAUGCCAUCCUCUCCUCCUUCCGUGCAAAUACAGCCAUUAUAAAGCCUUCACUGUCCCGUAUUACAGCUAGGCAUGGCAGUCGAACGAAUAUUUUCAGUUAGUUCAAAUGAAUGGUAAUUGUCCCAUGACCAGUGGGUUAGCAGAACUAAAUCAUGAUGUACAGGAUGAACACAAGGAAACAAGGGAUGGGGACAAGGGUGAGGGUCAGGAGCUUUCCGUGGAAGAUGAGUCACGAAUCAAUGAGGACGUCGAAGAUGAUAGUAAUGGACAUGUGGAAGUAGUGCAGGUCCAGGGCCAUGCUCAGUCUACCAAGAGACAGCAACAUUCUCAAGGGCCUUUAGUUUGCUGGGAAAGGUUUCUGCCACUCCGAUCACUUAAAGUUUUGCUGGUCGAAAAUGAUGAUUCAACUCGCCAUGUUGUUGGUGCAUUGCUUAGAAAUUGUGGCUAUGAAGUUACAGCUGUUGCAAAUGGUCUUCAAGCUUGGAAACUUCUAGAAGAUCUAACCAAUCAUAUUGAUCUAAUUUUAUCUGAGGUAGCCAUGCCUUGUUUAUCGGGAAUUGGCCUUUUAUGCAAGAUUAUGAACCACAGAACCUGCAAGAAUAUUCCUGUGAUUAUGAUGUCAUCUCAUGAUUCCAUGAAUGUAGUCUUUAAGUGUUUGUCAAAGGGUGCACUUGACUUUUUAGUGAAGCCUAUUCGAAAGAAUGAGCUUAAAAACCUUUGGCAGCAUGUUUGGAGGAAAUGCCACAGCGUGAGUUGCUAUAGUUAUGCCACUUUAUGUAAGGAACUACAUGAUGGACCAAUUUUGGACUCUAAAUUUCAGUCUAGUGGUAGUGGGAGUGAAAGUGAUAUACGGACUCGAAAAUCCACAAGUCCUGAAGAGUCGGAUAACAACACUGGCAGCAAUGAUGAGGAUGACAUUGGAAGCACUGGUUUGAAUGCAAGAGAUGGCAGCGACCAUGGAAGUGGUACUCAGAGCUCUUGGACAAAGAGGGCCAUUGAAGUUGACAGCCCAAAACUAAUGUCACCAUGGAACCAGGUAGCUGACCCUCCUGACAGCACCUGUGCCCGAGUGAUACAUUUAAUACCAGAAGCAUUGAGCAACAAAUGGGUGCCUGUGACCACGACAAAGGAGUGCGAGGGACAGGAUGAUGACCUUGGCAAUGUUGUUUCGGGAAAGGACUUGGAGAUCGGUGUUCCCAGAAUUCCAAACUCGCAGGUUGAACACCCAAGUGAAAAAGUAGCAGCUAAUAUAGCAGACAGUAAUGGAGAGAAACUUCCUGAAACUAUUUCAAAGAAGGAUGGUGAGCAAAAGGAGAAAACAAACCUAGAGCUUAAAAGUGAGGAACCCGAUGGAGAAUCAAGAAACCAACCUGUUGAUUUUAUGGGCAUAACCACUAACAGCGCUGAUCCUAGUGUAGUUUUUGACGUCCCAAAAGCCUCCAAUCAAAACGACGAGGUUGCCCAUGAAAGUAAGGGGAUCCCUUGUCUUGAGCUUAGUUUGAAGAGGCUUAGAGAUGUGGGAGAUACCGGGACCAGAGCUAAAGACCGAAACGUGCUUAGACAUUCAGACCUCUCAGCAUUCUCAAGGUAUAACUCUGCUUCAACUGCUAAUCAGGCUCCAACAGGGAAUGUGGGUAGCUAUUAUUCCCUUGAUAAUAGUUCAGAGGCAGUAAAAACAGACUCGAUGCAAUAUUUUCAAUCUAGUUCAAAUAGUACCCCUUCCAAUCAGCGUUCUAAUGGUAGUAGUAACAAUAAUGACAUGGGUUCUACCACUAAUAAUGCUUUCACCAAACCAGUGGCAUCCAACGAUAAUCCUGCACCGAAAUUGACAGUUAAAGGUCCCAAUCCCUCUUCUGCUUUCCAUGCAGUGCAGAAUGGCCAUAUGCCCGUCCCUCAAUCUGGUAAGGUUGAUGAUACAGUUGCUAACAAUAUUUUAGCUCAAGCAAGAGACAUGAACAACCAAGUCCAGGUGGAACACCACCAUCACCAUCACCAUCACCACCACCACCAUGUUCACAGCAUGUCCCAGAAGCAGCAGCAGCAGCAGCUUGCCAACCAUGACAGUCUGUCUCAGAAAAAUAUGGCAGUGGCAGCUCCCCAGUAUGGGUCAUCCAACAUGUUGAGCGUGCACAUCGAUAGUGUUGGUAAUUAUCGUAUGAACGGGGGUGCCUCAGGAAGUGACCACGGAAGCAAUGGACUGAACGAGAGCAGUGUCGCUCUAAAUCUCAAAAAAACAAAUGCAGAAAGAGAUAAUGGAGCAGCUGAAAAAGCUGGAGCAGCAUGUGGAACUGGCAGCAGAACUGCAGUUGAUCAUAACCGUUCUGCCCAAAGAGAGGCAGCUUUGAACAAAUUCCGCCAAAAGAGGAAAGAGAGAUGCUUUGAGAAGAAGGUUCGAUACCAGAGCAGGAAAAAACUGGCAGAACAGAGACCACGCGUUCGAGGGCAAUUUGUACGACAAGUGACGCAUGGAAAUAAAGAAAAGGAUGAGCAUAGCUAACAACCCUAUUCCCAGAUUAUGUGCAUGAGAUUGGCACGAGCUGUGUAAAUGGAGGGAGCAUUAAGAUUCCAUUGGGUCUAUAUUUUUGGGUGUUCGGUGCAAUUUAUAAUGCUCUCUAGCAAAGGCCAAAUUCAUUAUUAAACAUAUGAACCUAGAACAUCUGAAACUGUACUUUUUAUGAUUGUGGACCAAUGUGGUUCCUAUACUUACGUAGUAUUACAACCAGAAGGUUAAACCUUGAUAGGUAGUUUUCUAUAAUAAAGGAUCUAGACUUGGUGU
Molecule: messenger RNA, 3596 nt
Organism: Ricinus communis (castor bean)
Lineage: Eukaryota; Viridiplantae; Streptophyta; Magnoliopsida; Malpighiales; Euphorbiaceae
Product: two-component response regulator-like PRR37
Exons: 9
Coding region: 927-3317 (796 amino acids)
Biological process (GO): phosphorelay signal transduction system; cytokinin-activated signaling pathway
Molecular function (GO): protein binding
Source: RefSeq, a predicted model, not a curated record